This is a messenger RNA of Salarias fasciatus (jewelled blenny), 5307 nucleotides long. RefSeq names its product ubiquitin associated protein 2-like (gene ubap2l). Gene Ontology annotation, cellular component: nucleus; cytoplasm. Lineage: Eukaryota; Metazoa; Chordata; Actinopteri; Blenniiformes; Blenniidae. The coding region runs from base 220 to 3873 and encodes 1217 amino acids. The transcript is spliced from 30 exons. The record is from RefSeq and is a predicted model, not a curated record. Gene Ontology annotation, molecular function: protein binding.
UCACAGUCUCUCGCUUAUUGUGUGAGCGAGUCGGCUCGUCUUAUUUUAUCCAUAUAGUUGUAUAAACUUCAGGUUGAGGGCUUGUUUCCCGUCCUUAAUCCGGCUCGAAGGUCGACAGGGAGGCCACUUGUCGGCCGGUUGGGUAGCAGAGUGUAUUAUUGAGCAGGGUUUCUGGUGUUAUUCCUUUGUAAAUACUGUUAUUUGUAUAUACUGUAAAUCAUGACGUCCAUGGGCGGAAACCGAGCCCGGGGCAGCUGGGAGCAGACACAGGGCCAGACACAGAGCCAGACACAGCACAAGCAGAGGCCUCAGGCUACCGCAGAGCAGAUCCGACUCGCACAGAUGAUCUCAGACCACAAUGAUGCGGACUUUGAAGAGAAGGUCAAACAGCUGAUUGACAUCACGGGCAAGGACCAAGAUGAGUCUAUGAUCGCACUGCACGACUGCAAUGGGGAUGUUAACAGAGCCAUCAACGUGUUGCUGGAGGGUAGCCCAGACACUGACUCCUGGGAAAUGGUUGGAAAGAAGAAAGGGAUGUCGGGUCAGAAGGAGACCAGCCAGGCAGAAACCGGAGAGGAAGGAAAAGAGAACAGAGAGAAAGGAGCAGAAAAAGACGCAGCACGUCGUCGAGGGGGGGCUCCACGCAAGGGCCGCGGAGCCAGCAGGGGACGAGAGUUUCGUGGUCAGGAGAACGGUCUGGAUGGAGGCAAAGCUGGAGGCGCUGGAAGAGGAGCAGACCGAGGCCGAAGGGGAAGAGGCAGAGGAAGGGGAAGCGUUGGAGUAUCUGGACGGCGAGGCGGCAGGUUCUCGGCGCAGGGCAUGGGCCAGAUUGAUAAGGGGCCCAGAUAUGAUUUUGCAGAAGGUGAGAGAACGUUCAACCCUGCGGACUAUGCGGAGCCGGCCCAGACAGAAGAAAACUAUGGAGGGGGCAGUACCUGGAACAACACGGGAAAUAUGGAGAUGGAGGAGGGAGCAAGGUUGGAGUAUUCUGCAGGAGAGGGAACGAAUUAUCCACCCAAGUUCGACUCUGCUCCUGGUGCCUGGAGGUCUGCAGCGGAGGAGUGGGGCACUGAGGAAUAUAAUGAAGAUCUUUCAGAGCCCAAGGUAUUUACAGCUUCCAGCGUGGCGUCGAUGCCUCUUCCUCAAGAGAAUGUGACCAUCACCAAAGGACAGAGGAUUGACAUCGCAGUGCUUCUGGGGAAGACUCCCCCCUCGUCCUCCUCUGAGACAGAAGCUGCCCCCAUGGAGGCCGCCCAGCCCCCCUCACUGUCCCAAUCACUGGUUUUCAGCAACUCCAAGCAAGGGGUGCCACUCUCUCAAACAUCCUCCAGCGCCCCGUACUCCCAGCACAACAUGGUCAGCAUGCUGAGCAAGGGAUUCGGGGAGGUCGGGGACCCUAAAGGAGCGAGCUCAGGCACCACCGGCUCCCAGUUCCUGGAGCAGUAUAAAACAGCCCAGGCUCUGGCUCAGCUGGCAGCUCAGCACUCCCAGACUGGACCCCCCAACACAGCCCCCUCCUCCUGGGACACCAGUGCCGCCUCUCUGGCUCAAUACGACAUGAAGACUCAGACGGAGUCUGCGAUCCACACGCCCUUUACAAAGCGGCAGCCCUACCAGGCCGCCACCUCAACCUCGUCCAUGUUGGAUGUUUUCCUGCAGGACAAAGGCCUGCCUCCUUCCUCUUCUGUCUCCUCGCCCUCUUCCCUAGCGCAACAGACGACAUCCUCGCCCCAUGUGGUGCCUCCGCCUGCUUCCUCCCUCCCCAAAAUGGCAGCAGUUCCCUCGCUUGUUCAGCAGGUUUCACCGAGUUCAUCAGACGCGCAGGGCUCGAGUCCGCUGCCGCUGCAACAACACAAACUCAAACAGCAGAAGAAGAGGACCUCCAUCACGACAAAGAUUCCUGCCAUGGCGGUGGAGAUGCCUGGCUCAACAGACAUCUCAGGCCUUAAUCUCCAGUUUGGAGCGCUGCAGUUUGGGUCGGAGCCCGUCCUGCCGGAGUACGAGUCUACGUCUAGCACCACCACACCAGGCAACCAGGUCCAGAACAGUCUCUACACCAGCCCCAACAGUGAAUCGACUCCAGCUUUGUCCAAUUCCAGCCAGAUGGACAUGUACGAUCAGAGACCGCCUCAGACGCGCCGAUACCCACCUUCAGUUUCCUCCUCCCCGCAAAAAGACAUGCAGCCCAAAAAUGGCUUCAGUUCAAUACAAGCAUCGCAAUCUGUGGAAGCUGCAGCAGGCUCUGCAGUAUCAGUAAAGCCGGCGCCCGACUCCGUCGCGCCUUCGUCCGUCUCCAGCAUGGGCACGUUGACAGACACUGGCUCGGGCCCCGCCUCCUUGUUGACCACGUCCAAUCAGACAUCCUUGAGCGGUCUUGGGCAUAAUAAAGACCUGCCUCCGAGCACCAUCCCCCCUCCCCAGCACAACAACUCUCACCCAUCACAACAGAACAGCCUUGCUCCGUCUUCAGUCAGGACAUCCAACACGAGCUUACUGCACCCCAGCGUAGACGGAGACUCCAGCCUGCACUCUUCAUCCUUCCCCUCCUCGGUCUCGGCCGUUCCGUCGUCGUCGGUCCCCUCCUCCUCUUCCUCCGUGGCGGCCGCUCAGGUGUCCCUCGGGGCUCCCCAGGGGUCCGCGGUGGGCUCCGCCACGGUUUCGGCCCCCUCCGGCCUCGGCCCCGUCAGCAGUCUGGCCAUGGGCCUCAACACUGCCUCCAUGGGGGCUCCAGCCGCUGCAGCCGCCGCCACAGUGUCCGUCUCCACGACGGCCUCGACCAUUCCCUCGUCACAAACCUCGUCGUCACGCGGCUCUGCAGCGUCCUCAGGGAAAGCACCUCCAAACCUGCCACCUGGAGUGCCCCCUCUACUGCCCAACCCUUACAUUGUGGCUCCUGGACUACUGCAUGCGUACCCUCCUCAGGUGUACGGCUACGAUGACCUACAGAUGCUGCAGACGAGAAUACCGCUGGAUUACUACAGCAUUCCCUUUGCUACUCCGACGACGGCACUGACUGGCAGAGAGGGCAGCCUGACAAGCAACCCGUACUCUGGUGACUUGUCCAAGUUCGGCCGAGGGGACGCGUCGUCCCCGGCUCCCGCCACCACGUUGGCGCAAACGCAACAGAAUCAGACGCAGACGCAUCACACGACGCAGCAGCCGUUCCUCAACCCCGCGCUGCCGCCUGGCUACAGCUACACGAGCCUCCCGUACUACACCGGCAUGCCAGGCCUGCCCAAUACCUUCCAGUACGGACCUGCUGUGUUUCCGGUGGCUCCUACCUCGUCAAAACAGCACGGUGUGAAUGUCGGCGUCAACGCGUCGGCCACGGCCUUCCAGCAGGCCAGUGGCUACGGUUCCCAUGGAUACAGCACUGGCUAUGAGGAUGUGGGCCAGGCUUCAGGGAGUGGGGAUUUCUGUAAGGGCGGAUACGGCACUGCCGUGGCCGCCGCAGCUUCUGCACAAAACAAGCCAGCCAGCUCUGUCACCGGGCCUGGAGUCGGAGUCUCUGUGACGUCAAGCAACACAGGAGUACCAGAUAUUUCAGGCCCUGACGUCUCUCGGCCUCGCUGUCUCCUGCAGUCGUUUGAGAAGCAGGGUUUCCACGCCGGGACGCCGGCGGCCUCCUUCAGCCUGCCCUCUGCGCUGGGGAGCGGCGGGCCCAUCAACCCCCCAGCUGCAGCCGGCUACGCUCCGGCCCCCUUCAUGCACAUCCUGGCCCCACACCAACAGCCCCACUCCCAGAUUCUGCACCACCACCUGCAGCAGGACGGACAGAGCGGCACUGGACAGCGCAGCCAGAACGCCUCCAUUCAGCAGAAGUCCCAGAUCAACAAGUCGGCUUACAACAGCUACAACUGGGGUGCAAACUAACCUCCGCCGAGGCCCCUCCCCCCUCCCGCCACAGUGUCAAGGAGCUUGUAGGACGAGGGGGGUGGGAUGGGGGCUCACCUGUAGCUCUGCAUACGGUCUCCACAUGUAAACUCCCUCUUCCUCCUGCUGAGAUUCCCUCCCCAGUCUCCCGGCCCGGCGCUCAGAGGAGCUGCCGCGCCGGGAGAGCGAGCGCCGGUAUCAUGCAUGGACGGGCGGGAGGGACGAGGAGGGCUUCGCCGCGAGGGGAGGUCAGAGUUCAAAGGGUUCUAGAAUAACACCGUCAACAGGUGAAUUACUGAGUGUUGGGAAAUAUGUAUCGUGUUAACCCCGCCCCCUCCCCCUCCCGAGCCACCCACUCCCCAUUUUCUUUCACUUGUAUGUAACAUAGAACUGUUUUCUAAAAGAAUGAACAUUUCCUGUAUGGUCUUCUUUCUUUUUGUCUCUUCCUCUCUCUCUCUUUUAUUUUUUAUUUUUUUCUUCUUGCUUAAGGGGAGGAUUGAAGUGAUACCUGAAGGUGGGGGGACAGGCUGGUUUUGUAUUUCUCACCCUCGACUCCCCCUCCUCAACAAUUUUGGUGGAAAUUGUCCAGUCCCACACGAAAAUAUCCAAACACAAUUUGCUCUUUAAUGUCUUUCUUUUUCAUGUUGUUUUAAUUUUUGAAGAAAAAAACAAUUCUCUAAAUUGGUAGAGUUGUGAAGUUUAUUUUUUACCAAAUAUAGAUAUAUUAUAUAUAAAGACAUAUAAAAGAGCUCACUGGCUUGGACUGUGAGGAAAGUGUGUUUGUCAUGUGACUGCGUGCAUGUUUGUACACACGGAGGCUGCGGCUGUGUUGCUGUGCUCUGUUUUUCGCCUAGCACAGGGUUUUUUCAUUCCCCCCCGGCGCUUUGUACAGUUUAACCGUUCCCACCGACUCUCGGUGCGUUGCAAACGUUCCCGCCUGUUUUUUUUUUUUUUUUCUCUCUCUCUCUGAAAGUUGUUGAAUGUGUUCCAAGGCCAUUGCACACCCAGUCUGCCUUCCAGUGUGUUUUAUUUUUUAUUCCGUUCUCUGAGGCCCCCCCACCUUCUCCCCGCUCCACCACCUGUCCCCCUGACAUGUACGGAAAACUGCAUACUGAUGGACAGAAUUGUACUUUGGGUUUUCUUUUUCUUUUUUUUUUUUCUUUUCUUUUUUUUUCUUUUUUUUUUUUUGUCAGUGAUUUUUUUUUUCUUUUUGUACUGUGCGUUUUAAAAAAAAAGAUUUAAAUGGAUAAACUUGUCUUGUACAUAUAUAAAAAAAACACAAGUACUGUAGUCCCUGUUUGUUCGAUGGCUUUCUCCUUGUCCUUCUUGAAUCCUUGCAGACUUGUUAGCUUUUUCUUUCAUAUAUUUUUUUUAUUUUGUAAAAAUAUAUAAAUAUUAAGUAAAUAAACAACAAAAAGACAUUUUCAUCAUUUU